Messenger RNA from Anguilla anguilla (European eel), 6265 nucleotides. Its product is annotated as ran-binding protein 3-like. Gene Ontology annotation, molecular function: GTPase activator activity. The transcript has 16 exons. Gene Ontology annotation, cellular component: cytoplasm; nuclear pore. The record is from RefSeq and is a predicted model, not a curated record. Gene Ontology annotation, biological process: protein export from nucleus. NCBI's taxonomy places the organism in Eukaryota, Metazoa, Chordata, Actinopteri, Anguilliformes, Anguillidae. Bases 324 to 1940 code for a protein of 538 amino acids.
UAAUAAUAAUAAUAAUAAUAUUAUGGUUAAAAAACUGAAUUUUGAACGGAGAGAAAAAAUAACCAAGGAUUACCAAGCAAGUGACUUCAAGAAAGAAAAUUUACUUCAUUGGCAAGUUGAAUGAGAGCCAAAAAAAACAGCAAUUACAUUUCUGACGUCCGAAUGUUCAUAUGGUUGGUAAUAACUGGCCUCGAAAUUUCAAGCUUGUUUUUGUUUUCCCCUCUAAGCACAUGAAUUCAUAACUGCCAGACUCCAGUACUCCCAGGGUAGAAGUAGCGCGCAUGUCCAGCGCACUGGAUUGUGGGUUCAAGUAAGGAAGUAAAAUGGCGGAUCUUGCAAACGAAGAGAAACCUGCCAUAGCACCACCAGUAUUUGUGUUCCAGAAGGAUAAAGCACAGAAGAGAUCAGCUGGUGGAUCCAGUGCAGAAGAUGGGGAAGAUUCAGACAAAGACGAUGAUGAUUACUGUCCUGCUGUGAAAAGAGAAAGAACAUCAUCUUUAACGCAAUUCCCACCUUCUCAUUCUGUGUCAAAGAAUAAUGUGUUCAUGCCCUCCAAUUUCUGCCAGUCUCCAACUGGAAACUCUGACUCAGAACCAGAGGAAAAGACAGUUGGAUUUCGGCUGAAGCCGCCAACCUUGAUCCACGGACAGGCGCCAAGCGCAGGCGUCCCCAGCCAGAAGCCCAAGGAGCAGCAGCGUAGCGUGCUCCGCCCGGCGCUGCUCCAGGCCCCGGCCCCCAAGCCUUUCGCCCAGUCCAAUUCCAGCAGCGGGACGAAUGGCGUGAAUAAGUCAUUGGACAGCACCGCAGAGGAGCAGCAGGCCUCUCGGAAUAGCACGGAGAAGUCCGACGGCGUCGUGGAGGAGACGGUCAACUCGCCGGCGAACGCUGAUCUGGAGGCUGGCCUGGCCAGCGCGAGGGACGAGGACAGGGACCCGAAGACCACACCCGCUGCGGCUUCCUUCGUGUUCGGCCAGAAUAUCAAAGACAGAGCAAAGGUGGAAGAAAGCAGUCCCCCUUUGGAAGCAAAAGAGGGUGGCUCUCCAUCAUCAAAGUCUCAGUCAGGGGAAACUAAUUAUUUCCUGCAGUAUAUCAGCACCCCCAGUUCACAGAAACCCGCUAACAAUGUGGAAACUGGGGCAAAGUUUGUUUUCGGACAGAAUAUGUCUGACCGCGUCCUGAGUCCCCCAAAGUGUAGUGAAUCACCAGUAGAGGGCAGCAAAGAGGUUCCAGAUGUCCCAGCUUCUGAACCUCCUCCACAGGACACUAUUCCCGAGAAGGCUAACAACGUAGCCGAGUCGCUGGAGGAGUCUGCCGCAGCGUACACUAAAGCCACAGCUAAGAGGUGUCUACUGGAGAAAGUGGAGGUGAUCACGGGAGAGGAGUCGGAGAGUAAUGUUUUACAGAUACAGUGCAAAUUAUUUGUGUUCGACAAGACGUCCCAGUCCUGGGUAGAGCGAGGCAGAGGUCUGCUGAGGCUGAACGACAUGGCGUCCACUGACGACGGCACGUUGCAGUCCAGAUUAGUAAUGCGAACCCAGGGCAGCCUGCGCUUGAUUCUCAACACUAAGCUAUGGGCCCAGAUGCAGAUCGAGAAGGCCAGCGAGAAGAGCAUCCGCAUCACCGCCAUGGACACGGAGGACCAGGGCGUCAAGGUCUUCCUCAUAUCGGCCAGCUCCAAGGACACGGGCCAGCUCUCCGCCGCCCUGCACCACCGCAUCCUGGCGCUGCGCAGCCGAGCCGAGCAGGAGACCGAAACCAAGCCCGCCGUCCCCGAGGCCCCGGCGCCCCAGUCCAACGAGGAGGACAGCGACGAGGACGACGUCAUGGCCCCGUCGGCCGGCGCCGCCCCCGCCAGCGGUAACUCGCGCCUCCUCGUCUCCGCCGCCCGCCGUCCUCUCAGAGCGCCGGCGCCGGUCUCGCUCCCGGAAGGGCCGAGGUAACGAAGGCCGCGCGCCCUGUCCCCCCCUCUUCUGUCCCUCAGGUACCCCGGAGAGCGGAGAGGCCCAGGUAGCCGGGAGCACAUAGCGCCCCCUGUGGCCUUCCUGCCAGGAUCGCGCUGCUGAGGCGCUUGGUUCGCCCGAGACCGGCGGCGUUUGGGGUGGGUGCGGAGUUCCACAGAAGAUCCCGCGCAGGAGUCCGUCACUCGCGUCUGCAGCUCAUUUUCCUCUGCAUUCAAAGUAAACCCGAGGUGGUUAUUAUUUUUUAUUUUCCUUAAUUUUUUUUUGUUUGUUUUUCGUUUUGUUUUUGUUUUUUAAACUGCAAAAUGCAGCGACUUCUUUCCCGCUUUGGUUUGGGACUUGGAUGCUCAUCAUAUUGAUGAGUGUGGGGGCGUGUGGGAGAUUUAAAAAAAAAGAAACCUUUUUUUUUUUUCCUUCUCUGGUUUAAGAUUUGAAGACUACAGAUUAAAGUACGGGACCUUUGAACUUUUUGUUCACUUCGCAAGAGAACACGCCUCUGGGACGUGCAUCCAGCAGGGCUCCCCAUUAACAUUCUCAUCUGGAAGAUGCUCAUUUGUAAACUCGCCUCUUUUCUUUGUCAUGUAACCAAGUAAUUAAUCUGUGAACAGUGUCCAAAAUACAUUUGUUGGUUUCAUAAUUUUCCAGUAGGCAAGUCAUGCUCACCGUAGAUUUGAAACCUAGCCGAGCCCCUUCUUUAAAUGGACAGAUCUCUAUUGAUUUUUCUUUUGACUAAAUAAUUCAAGAUUCAGUACUUGUAAAGACUGAAACACACACCAUUCUGUGGUGGGUCUAUGCACAGAGGAUUGAUAUGAAAUCGUAUAAAUUACACAGUACAUGACUAUCUGAAUGGGAAAGGCUCAUGUAUCCAGCAACUGAGCAGAUUAUUAUUAUUAUUAUUAUUAUUAUUAUUAUUAUUAUUAUGUUUUGAAUAAUUGAACCGUAGUGGAUUAAUAGUCAUUCUAUCAUUAAUGCUUUAAUUUUCAGUACCUUUGGGGGUAUUUUAUGUUUUUUUAUUAUUAAUGGCUGAUGCCGUAUCAUUUGUCUUUCAAUAAUAAUCAUACAACUUGGAAGUGUUUUUUUUUCAUUUCAGAUCGUUUUUUUGCAAGUAACAGUUUAUAUCCCGAAGUCCUUUUUCCUGUACGUCCUGAUAUGUCAUGUAAAUCUUCUCUGAAUAUAUUCCAGUUUACCACAGAAUACAGAUUUUUUUUCCCUAAAAUAAAUCUUAAAAUCCAGAUAAACAGAUUUUGAUUAAAUUGAGAAUGUUUUUGUUUGAAAUUGUUUAACAUUUUAUAAAUAUGUCCAUAUAUAUGUGUGUGUGUGUGUGUGUGUGUGUGUGUAUAUAUAUAUAUAUAUAUAUAUAUACACACACACGCACACUGUGUUUUUUCCCCUCAUUAUAAGGUGUUUGCCUAUAGACUAUUAGAUACUUGCUUUUGAAAGUUUACCUCUUCAAAGUAACACCUUAAUUUAAGGUUCCACAGGAAUAGUUUUAAAAGAAAUGUGCAUAUCUGGAAACAUCAAAGGCUUUGACUCUUCAGGGCUAAAUUGAGGUAAUACUCAAUAGUGGACCUAAUUUAUUGCAGCAAAUUUUAUUCAUUUUUUAAUUCUUUAAGCCAGGAUGACAGGCUUCAGUAUUGAAGUCUAAUGGAUUUCGAUCAUGGGGAGAAUGUAAAUGUAAAAUGAACUGACAAACGGCUUGUGUUAACAUCUCUCCUGAACGAGUAUGGCACAUGAAAGUUUUGAAAGUUGCAUAACCUUUGAACAGCCAGUGUUGCCAUUUUCCGAAGAGCUAUGUAUAUGUAUGUGUAUAUAUAUAUAUAUAUAUAUAUAUAUAUAUAUAUAUAUAUAUAUUUUUAUAUAUAUAUAUAUAUAUAGUACACCAGGUGGCGCUAUGCAUACUGGAGGGUAGUAAAGGGUGAGUUAGUGUAUCACAUACAGUUUUGUAUAAAAUGCACAUAAAAUCUGUGUUUAAAAGAAUAGACGAAUAAAUGGUGAAGGACAUUUCUUUAAUAAGUGUAGCUGCCCUUAUUUUACCUAUGAUAAAGCCUGUGGGACGAGUGAUCUCUAAACUGUUGUAUAAUAGUGUGCUCCUUUGCUUGCACUACAGCAAGCCUUUGAUGUUAAAAUAUGUAUUUUUAACAAAAAAAUAUAAAAAACCAAGAAAAAGGAAAAACACAAGUAGAAGUAUUGUUGGUAAAAUGUAUAAUUCCCUUAAUAUGUAUAUUAUUGAACAAACAGCCUUAUAGUGUAAAUGACUAUCCUCAUCUUUUUUUAUUUUAUAUUUUUCAUUGUCUAUAGAAUUGUCAUCAGCUUUGUGCUCAGAUUUGUUUUAAGUAUUUUCUCAAAUUCUGCUUACAGUUAUGUAGCAAGAUACAUAGGACAAUUCCUCUGGUUAUAGGGCUCACAAAUGAAUGUAUGAAAUUUUUGUCUUGCUAAGGGGGCUGUAAUCCUCUAGCACUUUUCCGUUGCUAAUAUUAUGCUUACUUCCCAUUAAUAUGAAAACUAGGUAAUGCACAUAAGCGGGGGUUCAACAUUGAUCAAAUAGCAAACGAGUCAAUGCUGUUGAGGUAUUGGAUAUCCAAUUGCCAAUGUUUACGUCGCUCUUUGUUUGUGUGUCAGUCAUUGGGAAUCUGUGGGGACGUGGUUGUUAUCCACUUUUGUGUUUAUGGUGUUACUGAGGGUUCUGUGGUGUGUCUGCUUUAAAUCACAAGGUUCUUGUUCAUUGUUCCCACAGCCUGGUGCUAUUUUUGUUGUUCCUCUUUGGCGGCGUGACCGUUUCUCACCUUUUCAAGUUGACGCUGAUCAUUUUUACACAUAUUCAGACCAACUAUUUCAUGGUGAAAACUAGUGAGCUUUUUAGUGGAGAAUUGUACAGAUUUUAUGAAAUAUGGGGUUCUCUUUCUCUGGGAAGCCUUUAGCUGCUCUUGUACAAUGGCAUCUGUUUAAAGUAAUCGGUGAGACUGGAAUUUUUUAACAUUUCAGUAAUUUUUUUGCAACUUACCAUUUUUGCUUCAAAAUGUAGCCAUGAACUUCUAGGAUAAAUAACAUUUUUGCAACUGAUUUUCUUCAUACAGAACUGAGUCAUGGUCCAUCUUUGGUAAUCUAAUGAAGUGAAAAGCAAUAUGUCAUCGCUUCAGUAUUUUUAUAGGUGUGCUCAGAUUAUGCAAGGAAUAAAGGUUAUACUGAACGUCUAAGGAAUGUUCUACUUGAUAUUCUCUCUGUGCCUCAUUUUCUCAGGAUAGUUUUUGGUUUGAGUUUGAGCUUUGUUGAGGCGCAUUAAGUGUUUUGGGUGAGUUGUCAUGGUAUAUAUAUUUUUUUUACCUGAUUGUUGGGUAUGUCUUUAAUCUCUGCAAUUAGGAGUUGAUAAUGAGCACGUGUUAUGAAGUUAAAGUCUACAGACAUCUGUCUGCCAGUUCAGCCAUAGCUUGUUCACUUGUGUGUAACACAGAUAAAAAAUCUCGGAAAGGCAGUGUGCGCUGAGCACCAAUAGCAACUGGUUGUGAGAAGAUAGUUGUGCGAUGGUUGUCAAAUUUUUUACGAAAAUGUUCAACCACAAUAAACGUAAGACCGUUCUCUUUGACUUUAUCUUCUAAUUUUCUAUGAGGGUGAACUGGGCAGCGGAGAUGUUGUAAAACUGGGUUUGUAAAGUGGUGUCAGUUCCUUUCUUUUCAUUCUUUGGGGUGUCAUUGGGCCCGCCAGUGGAUAAACCCAGCUCUCCGCUGGCCCUCUGCAGUGUGGAUUUGGUAUGUUUCUGAAGGUCUGUGGGUCAGUUUUGCCCUGUAGGCGUGGAAGAAGGUUUGGUUAGAACACUGAGGGACCAAGGGAACAGAGCAGUUGCUCUCUCGUGAGCUUAAAUAGAGCGAGAAUCUGGGCUUAAAUAAUUGACUGGGCUGGAAAGCCCCAGCAGCUGAUGGCUUUCGGGGUUUGAGGUUCACCCAUGUACAGCAGGACUACUUGCUUCCUCUUUAAUUGUAUGUGGAAGAUUAUCAGGUAUCAUAGUAUAAGGAAACCCUGUAGAUUUGUUACUUCAUUUUCUUUUGCAAAAAUCCAUACAACCUUUUUGGAUAAAAGAGAUUUCCACUGUUGGCCACUUUAAUCAAAAUUCAUUUUUGAGCCCUCUUGUUUUGCCAGGUCAAACCAACUCAACACAUUACUUUUUGCUUUGAGCUUUAGUAAAAAACAAAAAUGGAAAAAAAAAAUUAAAAUACUAAAAUAUUCCAAUAAAAAUACAAUUGUGUUUUGAAAAAGUUUAUGUAAAAUUGUCAUAUCAAAUGUAUUUGAGAAUAACAUUAAAACUUUUAACAGGA